Messenger RNA from Momordica charantia (bitter melon), 702 nucleotides. The record is from RefSeq and is a predicted model, not a curated record. NCBI's taxonomy places the organism in Eukaryota, Viridiplantae, Streptophyta, Magnoliopsida, Cucurbitales, Cucurbitaceae.
AUGUAUAUUUGUGUGGCAGGCAUCAACAGCAGAAAACUGGAGAUUCAUGGUCGACUUGGGAUAAUCUGCCAUGCAAUUUUGGAGCAUAAACCCAUUGUUAAUGUGGAUAAUAUAGGUCCUCAGUACCAAAUGUUCGAUUUUUGCGACAAAAGCUCAGAGGAGAUUAAGCAGUUUCUUCUACAGUACUGUCUGAAGCAGAUUUUGGAGGAUUACAAUAUGAUUCCAGAUCCAAUGUCCAACUUCUACGAUGCCCUCUGUGUCGGAAUUGACUGGUUUGAAAAUCUCAACACCGAUGGAUUCUUUCAACUGUCUCCCGACAAUUCUGAAGAUGAGGACAUGGAUCAGCCUCCUCCGGAGUUCCAAAACGAGCCGCCGGAGCGGCCUCCGAGGCGACCCUCUCUUGCCGCACAGAGGGCGAGAACGGGAAGAAUGACGGUGAACGAUGUGUGGCAAUAUCUUCAUCUGCCCAUAUCGGAGGCUUCGAAGAAACUCAACGUUUGCAACACUGUGUUGAAGAAGAUUUGCCGCCGGAGCGGUCUCAGCCGGUGGCCUUACAGAAAGAUACGGAGUUACGAGAGGCGAAUAGCGGCGCUGAGAGCGACGAUGAAUUCAAGCUAUGGAGAUACGAGGGCCCGAGCAGAGGCUGAAAUCGAAAGGGUUCAAAAAGAGCUCGCUGAUUUUUGUGCUGGAAUUAGAAUAUAA